Leptomonas pyrrhocoris is the source of this 3156-nucleotide messenger RNA. RefSeq lists its product as hypothetical. NCBI's taxonomy places the organism in Eukaryota, Euglenozoa, Kinetoplastea, Trypanosomatida, Trypanosomatidae. Gene Ontology annotation, biological process: protein phosphorylation; intracellular signal transduction. Gene Ontology annotation, molecular function: ATP binding; protein serine/threonine kinase activity. Bases 199 to 3156 code for a protein of 985 amino acids. The transcript has a single exon. The record is from RefSeq and is a predicted model, not a curated record.
AGUCUGCUCUUAAGUUCCUCCUUUUGGCCAGUCUUUCCCACCAUUCGAAGUCAGCCACUUGCAACUGACGACCUUUAUGGCUGUCGACAAUCGCAUUGACACCAAUAACUCAGAGUUUAUUUUUUCCUCAAACUUUCAGUUUCUCUGCUUCAACAGAAGUGCUUUUAUUGCAACUCUUUGCAUACACUCCGACCCGGCAUGUCGCAUUCAGUGGUGGCUCCCGCGCACACGAAGGGGAUGGGCAGUUCAGUCCGUGUCGCGCGGCGGCGCUCCCAGCAGCCGACACACGCACGCACCCGCUCCGUUCACUUCCCGAUGGAGCCGGUCGCACGCGAUAUGCAGCGGGAGAUGGAGUUGGAGCUGCAGCGGUGGGUGGAGCCGGCGCUGAAGACCGUUUUCACAUUCAACCCAAGCGCACGCGGUGCGGUCAGCAUGCGGCGGUGCACGACAACGAAGGACGAGAGGUCGGUGGUGUUGAAAACGGUUGCGAUGACCCUCCCUGUCUACCGAGGCUGCGCGAUCGCUUCUUCUCGGUCCGGCUAUCAAGGCUUUUCGUCCACCGACCUCAGCUCCGAUCUCUCCGGCAACCUGCGGAACCCGUCAUCGGAGAAGGAUACGACGACGUGGACCCACGCCCAGUUGUUGCCCGAUGCCUCCGUCGCCCUUUUCAAUCAGGUGGACAAGAAGGUGUCUCAUGUGGCUGGUGUCGUCGAUGUAUUCACCCUUGCCAGCAUGCUGCGCGCCACGGGCGCCGAGGAGGAGCAGCCGUCCGGUGAGCUGGUGCGGAUGCCGAAAGUCACGAAAAGCGACAUGGAGGAGCGCGGCUGGACGCUGGCGGACGUUGCCGCUCCUGCUCUUACUGCCGCCGUCGCUGUUAUGAAGGGUCGCCGUGGCGGUAACGUUGUCAGUGGACACAACAGCUCGAUGCGGGGCAGUUCCUUUUCCCUUCCCCCAGCGCACCCCACCGUGUUCCUCUACGCCCGUGACUACGUGGAGAACUUCAACAGUCUUACCACCUUGCUCGAGGACCGUUGGGGCAGAGACUUACUGCCCAUCACCGCCAUGCCCAAGUGGGCCCACUACGGACCGCCCGGCGGAGGCGGCGGCGACGGUCAGUCAGCGGGUCACACUUCCAUGAAGGCAGAGGACUUUCGGAAACUGGAGGAGCACGUCUCUCGGUGGCUCUCCGGCCGCGCAAAGGUGGAGAAGCGGAAGCGGCGCCUUGUGGCGGAGAGUGCGGCGGCGGAGACGGCCAUGCGUGGGGCCGCCAUCGCCGCACCUCUCCCCGAGGAUCGGCAACGCCUCACGGAGCACGACGCCGCCGACAUCGCGUGGGCUGUUGCGAGCGCGCUGGACGGGCUGCACCGCAGCGGAAUUUCACACGGCAACGUGAAGCCGGGCAACGUGCUGGUACAGUGGUGGGACGCGGAGAGGGACGCGGCCAGCCGUCGGAAGGUGUGCCUCACUGACCACCUCCUCCCGUUGGUGCCCGAUGCGCUGUUGGAGCCAGGUGCGGUGCUGUCGCUGCCUGGCUGGCGUACGCGUGACACGUGCGGGUACGCAUGCAUGAAGGCGCACGACGCGGCGGUGCUGCCGCACAUGUUUGGUGGCGGCCCCGCUGGUGCGCCUCCGUCCGACCCCGCGACCUACACCAUCAGCGGCUCCUGGCUGACCAGCGGAAAGGAGCAAGGCGAUGGUGGGGUGUCCUUUGCGGGGGGCGUUGAGGGGCUCUCCAAUGACGCGUACGAGGCGGUGUUGCUGCAGCACUUCGUCGCCCCAGAGAACGUGCUGCUGGUACUCGACGGCGCAGACACGCUCGAGCCGUCCACCGUGUCCAGCAAUGGCGGCACUGCCGGAGAGGCAUACCGUGUGUGGGUGAACCAGCAAGGUACCUCGCCAGCCUCUGACGUCUACGCGCUUGGCGUGCUGCUGUGGGUGAUGCUCGUGGGGCGCCUGCCGCCGCUGCCGCAGUACCGCCGAGUUGUCCACAGAAGCACUGGCGCGGAUACAUCGACGGCAGCGGCGGCAACUGUAGACCACGGAGGUCCGUUUUCGCCGCCGUACGCAGAUGUGCUGGUGCGCUGUGUGAUGUCGCUGUUUGAGAUCCGUGCAGGCACGUCCGCGACACAGGCGAAAGACGGCAAGCACCUGCGAGAACUCUCCAUCUUUGUGCGCUCCGAGACGGCGCGGGCGCACCUGCCGCUGGUCCUCGCUCUUGCACGGGCGGGGGACGUCCGUGUGGUGGCGCUGGAUCUUCUCGUGCGCAUGCUGCACACGGAUCCGAAGCACCGCAUCACGCUGGCGGAGCUGCGGCAGCAUGCCUUCUUCCGUGCGUACGGCAGUCGGCGCCACGAGCUGCGCCGGCAAUACGAGGAGGCGCACCGUGCCGCGAGUCUCUCCGUGCGGUACAGCACGCGUGCUCCCGAUGGUCGGGCGUUGAUGCCGCGUCAGAUGGGUGCCCUCGCGGGCGUGGCGAAGGAGCACCGACGCUCGCUGGAGCGCGGCCGCUCCGAGGAGUCUGCCACUGCAACGAAGCCCGACCGGCGCUUCACUACCAGCAUGGGUGCCAUCACCACUCACGCGAGCCCGCCCUUUGCACGGACGCGGUCGGCGUGCGUCAGUUCUGCCGCUUCCGUCGCUGGCGCUGUUGCCGCACCGUCUGCCGCAUUUCGUCACGCCGCCCAAGCGGUGGACGACGCCUUCGGGCACGAAAAGUGGGAGCAGUCAUGCUUUCUUGGUCCGGCCUCGCCCGCACUGGUGCGGCGCAGCAGCAGCAGCCCCCUCCAUCGGCCCUCCUCCCCCUCCCCCGCCGCAGCCUCCACGGAGGGCCCUUCUACCGUUGCACCCACGGCGGUGGAGAAGAGUCCGUCUGCCCGGCUGCGCACCCCGUCGCUGCCGCCGGCGAGCAACGACCGCGCAGAUUCGUCGCCACACGGUCUGGCUCGCACCGCGACGUUCAGAGGUGUCCGACGGUGGACCGCACUGCGACCCAUUGAGAGCGUGAUGUCUCCCCCAAAGGACGAUACUCCGGUGGCUCCGCUGCUGUCGGCGCUGAGUCGACGUGUCGCGGCACCCGCGCCAGAGCCGGAUGAAGUCGCCCUCAGGUAUCCAAUGGGGCCGCGGCGCCCGGCCGUGCGUGUGCGUCCUGCAAAAUGA